CAACCGAUAUUCAUUAUAUUUCAUUUGAUUGUUUUUUCGUUGUUGUUGUCUGUGCAUCAUAAUGCGUAUUUAACGUGUAUGUUUUACCCUGCAGAAAAAAAUUCUAGCAAUUGUCAUGCCUCAGUUGUGUUGAGUGUAUCGUUAAUAUUUCCAUGUGAUAAAGUGUAUUAGAAAAAAGACUUAAAAAAUGGCAAGUAGAGGCGGCCGCGAAGUGGGCAACGAGCCGAUGGAUACAUCUGCAUCGAUGCAAAAUUCAUCCACAUCUCAUCAUCAUUUUAGUUCUUCGGCAGUGCCGCCGAUGCAAGCAUCUUCAUCAAAUUCGACAACAGCAACCACAUCAUCAUCAUCAACAUCACAACGUUCAAAUAGUGGCAGUACAACAACGACUAGUAGCCAAGCAAUGCUUACAAAAUACAAAUAUAUCGAAAACUAUGAUUUUCCGUAUUGUGAUGAGUCGGGCAAAUAUGAAAAAGUGGCCAAAAUCGGUCAGGGUACGUUUGGUGAAGUGUUCAAAGCACGCGAACGUCGAUCAAACAAGAAAUUUGUCGCUAUGAAAAAAGUUCUUAUGGACAAUGAAAAAGAAGGUUUUCCGAUUACAGCGUUGCGUGAAAUUCGAAUUUUACAGCUGUUGAAACACGAAAAUGUAGUGAAUUUAAUCGAAAUUUGUCGCACAAAAGCAACAGCCAACAAUCGAUAUCGGUCCACGUUUUAUUUGGUAUUCGAUUUUUGUGAGCAUGAUUUGGCCGGACUGCUGUCAAACAUUAAUGUUAAAUUUAGUUUAGGCGAAAUUAAAAAAGUUAUGCAGCAAUUGCUUAACGGUUUAUAUUACAUUCAUAGCAACAAAAUUUUGCAUAGGGACAUGAAGGCGGCUAAUGUUUUAAUUACGAAAAAUGGUGUAUUGAAAUUGGCUGAUUUCGGAUUGGCUCGAGCAUUUAGUGCAUGCAAAACAGGACAAGUAAAUCGAUACACAAAUCGUGUAGUUACUCUAUGGUACCGACCACCAGAAUUACUUCUCGGUGAUCGAAAUUAUGGACCGCCGGUCGAUAUGUGGGGUGCCGGUUGUAUUAUGGCAGAAAUGUGGACCCGUUCGCCAAUUAUGCAAGGAAACACUGAACAACAACAGAUUAUAUUCAUCUCUCAACUUUGUGGCUCAUUUACACCGGAUGUAUGGCCAGGAGUUCAAGAUUUGGAAUUGUAUAAUAAAAUGGAAUUGCCAAUGGGUCAUAAACGAAAAGUAAAGGAUCGACUGAAGGUAUAUGUAAAAGAUCCACAUGGCUGUGAUUUGCUCGAUAAGUUGUUGCAGUUGGAUCCAAAGGCGCGUUAUGAUGCUGAUGGUGCAUUGAAUCAUGAUUUCUUUUGGUCGGAUCCAAUGCCGUGCGAUUUGAGUAAAAUGUUAUCGCAUCAUUUGCAAUCGAUGUUUGAAUAUUUGGCACCACCAAGACGACCAGGACAUAUGAUGCGUCACUAUCAGCAGAUGAAUGCAAGCCAAAUGCAAAAUCGUACACAGGACAACAGCUAUCAAGAUCGUGUUUAUUAGAUACGUAGAUAGGAGUUUCAUUAAGCAAUUUUAUUCGGUGUUUUGUGUUAAAACGGAAACCAAAACACCACCGAAUAUGAGGAGAGAAAAAACAAACGGUAUAUCGACUUACAAAUAAUAUUUUAUAUUUAGGAAUUAACGACCUUACAGGCGAUAUUAUAUGAAAUAUCUAUCAUAUAAUUACUUUAGACUGCAUUUUUGAGUUUGCUUUGGCAAAACAAUAUUCACUCAAGUUGAUCAUUUUUUUCAUUUCUUUUUUUUUUGUAAAAUU
Contarinia nasturtii (swede midge) is the source of this 1808-nucleotide messenger RNA. RefSeq names its product cyclin-dependent kinase 9-like. Gene Ontology annotation, biological process: protein phosphorylation. The transcript is spliced from 5 exons. Gene Ontology annotation, molecular function: ATP binding; cyclin-dependent protein serine/threonine kinase activity. Lineage: Eukaryota; Metazoa; Arthropoda; Insecta; Diptera; Cecidomyiidae. Bases 188 to 1537 code for a protein of 449 amino acids. Gene Ontology annotation, cellular component: nucleus. The record is from RefSeq and is a predicted model, not a curated record.